AUGGAAUAUAAUGGAGAACUAGAUGAGGAAACUGAGGCUUUCGGUGCAGAAUUAGAAAGCCUGUUGCAGGGUGAUCUAGGCAUCAACAUGGUUUUCAUCUUACCAAAAAAGUUCAGAGCGGCAAAAGGACAAGAAAGCACUGAAAGCUUUGAGUGCAGGCUAGCAGAGGUAGAGGAGGUGCCAGAACAGCUAACACUUACUGCCAAGCAAACUUUUGGGGGUAUUCCUAUUCCCAAAGUGAUGAUAAAUGGAGGUGCAACUAUUAAUCUUUUACCCCACAGAUUGCUGAGCAAGAUGGGCAGAACAGAGAAGGAUUUGAUUCCAGCACGCUUAACUGUCACCAACUUUGCUGAGGGCAUCACUAAAACUUAUGGAAUCUUGGAUGUGGAUGUUAUAGUUGGAACCAAAGAGCUAAAGAUUGCAUUCUUUGUGGUAGACACCACUUCUACAAUUUACAAUGCAUUACUUGGUAGGGACUGGAUUCACCAAAGCUUAUGUGUUCCUUCCACUCUGCAUCAGCAACUAGCCCUAUGGAAUGAAGAGGGUUACAUGGAGAUAGAAGAGGCCGAUCCACGACUAUUUCUCCCCUCUGCCAUGUGUUUUGAGGCAAGGUAUUAUCAUGAUGAACUUGGACCUUUCACUUUCCUUGAAGUCAACCAGAACGGCCGCCCCCAUGGUGUCACGGCCCAGAGACUCAUUGAAGAUGGUUUAGCCAGUUCUCUAGAAGACUGGAAAAGACCUUUUGUUCUAAACCUCUAA
Molecule: messenger RNA, 759 nt
Organism: Prunus armeniaca (apricot)
Lineage: Eukaryota; Viridiplantae; Streptophyta; Magnoliopsida; Rosales; Rosaceae
Source: the annotation of a GenBank genome assembly